Messenger RNA from Xenopus tropicalis (tropical clawed frog), 7435 nucleotides. RefSeq names its product metastasis associated 1 (gene mta1). Lineage: Eukaryota; Metazoa; Chordata; Amphibia; Anura; Pipidae. The transcript has 21 exons. Gene Ontology annotation, molecular function: sequence-specific DNA binding; chromatin binding. Gene Ontology annotation, cellular component: nucleus. The record is from RefSeq and is a predicted model, not a curated record. Gene Ontology annotation, biological process: positive regulation of DNA-templated transcription; DNA-templated transcription; regulation of DNA-templated transcription. Bases 369 to 2483 code for a protein of 704 amino acids.
GCACUGAAUGACUGAGUGACUUCCUCCACCCCUCCCCUUGUUUAGGACUGUUGCUAGUAUUGCUCCUUCUCUCUCCUCUUCUUCCUCCGAGCACAUUGCCACCAGGAGGCAAGGCACUGCCCCCCCUUUAAAUGCAUCCUUUUCCCCUCCUCCUCGGCUGAUCCAUCCACCAUUUUCCAAAAAGGAGCUCUGCAAUCCCACCUGGAGGAGGAUUUGUUUGUUUUUUUUUUUUUCCCCCCCUCAUGUGGAUCGUUGCUAAAAAUCUAUGCUGAGGAGAGAGGAGCAGGAGGGGGGGGUUCCAGACUUGCUAAAGCAGAAGGCACCGAGGGGGGAGUGCCAGUGGGAUCCCCCCUCCCUUGCUGAGAGACAUGGCUGCAAACAUGUACAGGGUUGGAGAUUAUGUCUACUUUGAGAAUUCCUCCAGUAACCCAUACUUAAUACGACGUAUAGAAGAGCUUAACAAGACGGCAAAUGGAAACGUGGAAGCAAAGGUUGUAUGUUUCUACAGAAGACGUGAUAUCUCAAGUACCCUUAUUUCUCUGGCAGAUAAACAUGCUAGGGAAAUGGAAGAAGAAAUGGAAAACCCAGAAAUGGUUGAUUUACCAGAGAAAUUGAAACACCAACUGAGGCACAGAGAAUUGUUUCUUUCACGGCAGCUUGAAUCUUUACCUGCCACACAUAUAAGAGGCAAAUGCAGUGUAACUCUAUUAAACGAGACAGAAUCCCUUAAAUCCUAUUUGGAACGAGAGGAUUUCUUUUUCUAUUCUUUAGUUUAUGAUCCACAGCAGAAGACUCUCUUGGCAGACAAGGGAGAAAUUCGAGUGGGCAACAGAUACCAAGCAGAUAUAACAGACUUAUUGGAGGAGGGUGCAGAAGAUGGAAGAGACCAAGCAAACCUUGAAACUAAAGUCUGGGAGGCAAGCAAUCCUCUCACCGAUAAACAAAUAGAUCAGUUUUUGGUGGUAGCACGGUCUGUAGGUACAUUUGCCCGUGCGUUGGACUGCAGUAGUUCUGUCAGGCAGCCUAGUCUACACAUGAGCGCGGCUGCCGCCUCUAGAGACAUCACGCUGUUUCAUGCCAUGGACACAUUGCACAAAAAUACCUACGAUAUAUCUAAAGCCAUUUCUGCACUGGUUCCCCAAGGAGGUCCCGUCCUCUGCAGAGAUGAGAUGGAGGAAUGGUCUGCCUCUGAGGCCAACCUUUUUGAGGAAGCCCUAGAAAAAUACGGCAAGGACUUCACAGAUAUACAACAGGACUUUUUACCAUGGAAGUCUUUGACCAGUAUAAUAGAAUAUUACUACAUGUGGAAGACAACAGACAGAUAUGUACAACAGAAACGAUUGAAAGCAGCUGAAGCAGAGAGCAAACUAAAACAAGUGUAUAUACCGAACUACAAUAAACCAAACCCAAAUCAGAUCAAUGUGAAUAACGUCAAGCCUGCAGUAGUAAAUGGUACAGCAGUACAGGGGCAAAACGUGGCUGUAGGAAGGGCAUGUGAAAGGGCAUGUGAAAGCUGCUACACCACGCAGUCGUACCAGUGGUAUUCCUGGGGACCUCCAAACAUGCAGUGCCGCCUUUGUGCAUCAUGUUGGGCAUACUGGAAGAAGUAUGGUGGUUUAAAGAUGCCAACACGACUGGAUGGGGAGAGGCCGGGGCCAAACCGUAAUAACAUGAGCCCACAUGGUCUUCCAAUGAGAAAUAGUGGAAGCCCGAAAUUUGCAAUGAAGACACGGCAAGCAUUUUACCUGCACACUACAAAGCUGACCAAGAUAGCAAGGCGGCUGUGUCGAGACAUCUUUCGGCCAAGAUAUGCAGCAAGACACCCAUAUAUGCCUAUUAACAGCGCUGCCAUCAAAGCAGAAUGCACAACAAGGCUUCCCGAAGCAUCGAAGACCCCGCUUAUAUUAAAACAGGUUGUCCGAAAACCCUUAGAAGAAGUGAUGCGAUAUAUAGAGGCACACCCCUGCCCUCCUAAACAAGACCUAAUCAAAAACAUUUCUACAAGUAUCAACAACAGCUUGACCCCUACCAAAUCCUCUCCUGUUAUUAACAAUGGAUCACCAACCAUCCUGGGAAAACGCAGCUAUGAGCAGCAUAAUGGUAUGGAUGGCAACGUGAAGAAACGCCUGUUGAUGCCUAGCAGGGGAACGUAUUUUGGUAUUCCUAACCACGGACAAACCAGACAAAUGGGACCAAAUCGAAACUUACUGCUCAAUGGGAAAUCCUACCCAGCAAAGGUUCGGUUAAUCAGAGGUGGUUGCAUGCCUCCGGUGAAGAGGAGGAGGAUGAACUGGAUUGAUGCUCCAGAUGAUGUUUUUUACAUGGCUACCGAAGAGACUCGGAAAGUGCGCAAGCUCCUCUCAUCUUCUGAAACCAAGCGAGCAGCCCGACGCCCUUAUAGACACAUUGUCAUCCGACAAGCUCAGGUGGGACAACUCAUGCGGCAGCCUGUUAAUGAUGAACCCAUUGUCAUCGAGGACUGAGAGGCCGAUUUCCAUGCUGAGCUUGGCACUGUCGGAACUGUUCUUCGGGAGCCACUCCUUAAAGACCCUACUUGACUCAAUGCAGUGUUGACCUUUUCAAGGUGAUAAGCAGAACUCAUGAAGAUUUGUGUAUCUUUUAAAAAGAAUUCUGUGCUUGGAUGAAGCAUUGGAAACGAAAGACUCAAUACCCUUUUUGGUUUAUCUUCUGUUUACCUAUUAUUUCCCGUGUAUACCAGUAGAAUUUCAUUUCCUUUUGGUGGGUUCAUGUCCGUAUGUUGUGAGCCGAUGGAAAAAUUAAGUUGCGUUUAACUUAUUUAAGGGACGCGGAGCAGGUUUUGUGCAAUUGCAAAUCGGAUUCUCAGACUUUGUAUACUUGGAACAAGCUGUCACUGCUAAUGCGUUUCCUUUUUAAAAGGCAUGCUGAAUAUUAUUUCCUUUUUUUUUUUAAGGUGCCAUUUUUUUGUGUUUUGUUUCAUAGUUUUGUAGGCUGAAUGAAUACGAAACUGUAUUACUGUGGAAUAUAAUGAGCGGCAAAGCCAACAGCAGGAUCCAGAGUCCCACUCUCUUUUGCAAGAAUACCUACAGAUAUUAUUUCUUUUUUUUUUCCUUGCAUGUGAUGAAAGGGGUGGAGUCGGUUAUUUUGGCCCGUUGUAUGAGGACAGUGGCAUAAGAACUGAAACCCUUUCCACACAUACAAAGCAAUGCUUUGGAGCUAAAGGUUCAGUUGGGAAAUUAAAAUCACUCAAGGGGCUCCCAGGUUCCAGUCAGUGGCUUCGUCCCUGUGUCUUUGUAUCUGAUUGGAAGUAUUUUUCUAUGUGAGUUGAUACAGUGACUUUAUCAAUUGUAAAUCUCACUUAUUUUCGAGGUAACGGAACCGGCCAUGACAUGCAUUAGCUGCCACAUCUCAUGUUCUUUCUUGAUGUCUCUCUCUGUCCUGAUAUCAUUUUCUAUACAGAAGAUAUAUCCGUUAUCAUUAUUUCCUUUACUCCAAGCAGUUGUAACCAAAGUUGAUGCUGUAAUGUUUGUAUAUACCAUGGGGCAAGUUUAAACAUCAACAACAUACAAAGUGGAAGAAGCUGUUUAUUAUACAAUUGGUUGGUUGGUGAUUCAUACCGAGGCAGAAACCGAUUUUGAAAGUUACUGGAUACUACAGAGCUCAGUUUGCGACAUUGUUCUUAAAGGGAGGUACACCAGAAAACGAUAAUGCCCAAAGUGCAUUUACCCGUGACGUUUACUUUGCAGUUUUGAAUAUUCACAUGUUUUGAUGCUGUAAUGUUUUAUAUAUAAAAAAAUCUGUUUUAGUCACUAUUCAGAGACUUUUGGAAUAAGGUUAUAAGUUCGUUGUAUACAAGAACUCAAGACUGAGUGGCCCUUUGUUUAGCUAACUGAUAAGCUGGAGAAAAUAAGGAUUUUGACAAUAGGCAAAUUGCUAGUUUUCUUGACGUUGUCUAACUAAUGGAGAGUUCAGUGCAGUCCCUCUCUGAUUCCCCCAUGUGACAGCUGUCAGCAGAGUGUCACUUCCUCCCCUCUCAUAAGCAUAGCAUGAAUUUGAUUGGCUAGUAAUACAGUUCAUUCUAUGCAGAUAGUGAAGGAAGGGAUAGGGCAUGCGCAGUACUGGAACUGCUCCAUCUCCUUCCUGCUACAUGUGCCAAACACUGCAAGUUGUAAAGACAUGGUGACCCCUUCCUUCUCUGAGGCAGUACAGGACCCAACAUUGUGUAAGUGCUGACUUCUUUAGAAAAGGAAGCUAGCCAUAGGGACGACAUGUUGACAAAAAGGUGGACAUCCUCUAAAGGAGAUAUUUAGUGUCAUAACUUCACCCCGUGGAAAUCAGGGGCAUUUGUUUCUGGGCAAGGCCAGUCAUGUAAAUGUGUUGCAUCUCCGUUCAAUUAUCAUCAUGUCAACCCCAACUUUCCCCACUUCCCGUUACCCAUUUGAUGGCAAAAAAUAAAUCAUCAUUAUGACUAUUUCAAAUAUAGGGCAGCGGAUAUUAUGAAAGGGAAGAAGAUUUAAUGUUGAUAGCUUUAACUUAGAGGUAGAUAAAUAUCUCUACAUCGUGGCUGCUUGGUAAUCAUGCCUAUUUCUAUCUAGAAAGGGGGUGGCAGUUGGUAGAUUGCUUGAUCCUUCCGGGGGCUGUUUUUACACACUGCCGCUACAUUUAUGUGGCAUUUAUUUGUUGUUUUAUUUAAAUCUGGUCUACAAAUUUGCCCUUUUUUUCAAAAGUACCUGAGUAUUUUCCCCAGAGAAAAAUGUAAUACAUUUCUCAUGUACCAGAUGUGUUUUGGAUGCCAGUUGCUUGCUUUUUUGGAAACCUCCAGUUGGUUGUGUCUAUAACGAUUGCUCUUGGUCUUCAUGUGCCGACAUAGAGACAAUUAUUGGAAUUCUGGUGGGAAAGGUUGAUAUGUAAUAGGAUGCAGCUUACCAAUUGGAAAGCAUUGAUAGUGGUGGAACCAAGUUAUGCCAUUCUGAGCUCUACAGUUCCUAUUCCAAGUUGUUUUAUUUCAUGUACAUAUGGCAGUGUCUUUAUUUCAGAUACAUACAGUAUGUGCCUACCUGAAAAUUGCCGUUUCUUCUACUAUGGAACGUUAUCACCAGCAUGUGGGAUGUCAGUAUUGAGUAUUGUUAGCUCCGAAAUGUGUUGUACUCAGCAUAUGGGACAAUAAGUGCUGAACUGUGCAUUGUUAAGAAGUUUCAGCUUUCACCCCUUCUAGCAGGAAUAAAUAGCAGCAAAAAAUGGAUUUAUGGAUUCCAGUCCUGUGGAAUUCAGUGCUUCAAUGCUCAUACAUCGAUGAGUCUACCUUAUACGUAAGGUAUUGGGGAAAGGCUACCUCAGCUGUAUUCUGUAAUCUACAUUUCUCAACUAAAGUCAUAAUACAGAGUAAACUGUAACAGAAUCAGGUCACUAUCUUUACAUAAAUUUAAAAUGUGCCCAUACUCAGCAUAUUUUGGAUAUUGUUUGUUCUGUUGAAAGGGAUAAAGGAAAUCCUUAACCCUUUCUAACGACUAAUAUGGCAGAAAUUUAGAAAAUCAUGUCAAGGCUAUUGCAAUGCUCAGGCCCGGACUGGCAAUCUGUGGGUUCUGGCAAAUGCCAGAGGGGCUGCUGUAAGGUGCCAUAGACACUCACUGUUUGGGCCUCUGUGUCAUUAAAAUGCCAGGGACUAUUUUGAUUAUCAGUCUGGACUUCGGCUCAACAAGAGAACAUGUAAAUGUCCUACAUGCAUUUACACUUAAGCAUUUACCUAAUUCACAGUAAUUUAAUAUGGCCUCAUAAUUAUUCAUGUAUUAUAGGAGUCUAUAGGGCACAAAAGAUUGCUUAAUACAAUAAAUCAGAAUACAAACUCACUGCAUUAAAAACCUUGACUUCUAGUUAAAAAAGUAAAUUUUUUACCUGUGCAUUUUUGAAAGGCUUCCAAAUAGGUUUCAUAUUUGGUGUUAAUGGCCCUUUAAAGAUCAUUUUUGUUUUAUUUGAUGCCAGAGGGGACGAUUACAGUGGGAUUUUAGGGGAAAGUGUUUCUGCAGAAAGAAUUGGUUGAAGGUGAGAUCUGUAUAUUACAGUGUCAUAGGUAUUUAACAUUAGUAUUGAAUAUUAGCAGUUGCAGUCCAUCUGUCUGCCCUACAGUGUUUCCAUAAUGUCAGAUGGGUGAGUGUCAGGGGAGACUUUUUGUGGAUACUUAUAUAUGUCACUUUGGAAAGCGUGAGUCCCUAUGGCCAGAUCGGAACAUGGACCACAAAGGCACCCACUGCACUACAUUACUUGUAGCCAAUCACCAUUCAUCUCGGUGCUAAUGAUGUAAUGUCAUGGUGGCCUCCCCCUGGCAGCAUUUGAAGAUGGUACCACUAUAGUUUGCUGCUACAUCAUAUGAAGCCACACUGAGUAACCUAGUUAAACUACUAACUUAGUUAUAGGGGCAGGACUGAGGAUUAACAGGGCCAUUUUCUGUGGCUUAUCCAUAGACGAUGUUGUCUGAAAUUAUGCUAAGUUUACCAAAAGCAUUAAAGUACAAUUAAACACAAUUAAAAUGGCUGUAGGUCUAUUUAAGUAACGACUCAAUAUCAAUUUGAUCAGUAUCUCUAUAGUUUUCCUCUAUCACUAUCUAAAGAGAACAAGAAGCUUUAUUCAGUAGGAACUGCUAUUCCUAUUACAGAAAUAGUUCUGGACUCCCCUAGGCCAGUUCUGCGUUGCUAAUGUUUCUGAAUUCAUUGGAAGCCUCCCAUUGCCAGAUCGUAGCUACGUGUCGCGCUGAGUGGCUGGGUUCCACGCGAGGAGUGGGGUUGACUUCCCCCCAUUGCUGUUCCUUUUUCCUUUUCAUGCAAUUGAAAGACUGAAACACAAUUGUGUCUAAAGAGAUUGUCUUUAGUUUCCUUGUAAACCUCUUGUGUUAAGAAAUCCAAUUAUUUUACAUCUCAUACUUAUUGCGUAUUUGAAAGUAAGUACUGUUUUAUUUUUCUUUUAUAAAUGUAUCUGUAUAUAUGUCUCUUUUGAAAGGGUUCAUUUAAAAAAUGUCCCGACUUUUGACAGGAUGUAAAGAAAAAAAAAAAAAAGCUACUUGUUCAUGUCACUGACAAAGCAUGUAAUAAAAAAAACCUAAUGAAAACCAGUUGGAAUGCUGAUAUUGAGGUUGCUUUUAAUGGUUUUACUGGUUUCCCAUAAUGGCAGACCUGUUAUAAAAGUGUAUUAUUCUGUUUUGUCUUUUUUGGGGAAACCACGUUUCAUACGUUACUUAUUUUCUAAUUCAUUCGAUUUUGACUUUUCCAUUUAAAAUAAACGCUGCCGUUGUAUUUUGUAAGCUUUAACUUCAUCUUGUCUUUGCUACGGUGCUUACGGUGCAACUGUUUACCCCAGUUGGAGUUUUGCGCUCAUCCAGAAAUGGUGGCGGUCAUUUUAUGCUCGUAAAUCCUGCAUGGAAACGUUCGCCUGUGGCCAUCAAAAUAAAGAAAAUCUAUUGACUUUU